GCGGGAGCGAGCGCGUCCGGGAGCCCACGGGCCGAGAAGCGCCGCGGGUGAGGAGACCCGCGCCCGCGGCGCGGGUUACCCGUGGAACAUAAGCAAUGGAUUCCUUGGACCACAUGCUGACGGACCCCUUGGAACUGGGCCCGUGUGGGGAUGGCCAUGGCACGCGGAUCAUGGAGGACUGCCUCCUGGGGGGCACCAGGGUGAGCCUGCCGGAGGACCUUCUGGAGGAUCCUGAGAUAUUCUUUGAUGUGGUCAGUCUCUCAACGUGGCGGGAAGUCCUAAGUGACUGUCAGCGUGAGCACCUCCAGCAGUUUCUGCCCCACUUUCCUGAAGAUGGAAUCCAGCAGCAAAACCAGCUCAUCCUCGCCCUGUUCAGUGGGGAGAACUUCCGCUUUGGGAACCCUCUGCACAUUGCACAGAAGCUUUUCCGAGACGGACACUUCAACCCCGAGGUGGUCAAGUACCGGCAGCUGUGCUUCAAGUCUCAGUACAAGCGCUACCUGAGCUCCCAGCAGCAGUAUUUCCACCGGCUGCUGCGGCAGAUCCUGGCCUCUCGGAACGACCUCCUGGAGAUGGCCCGGCGCAGCGGCCCCGCCCCGCCCUGCCGGCAGAAGCGCCCGUCCCCAUCCCGCACACCCGAGGAGCGGGAGUGGCGCACCCAGCAGCGCUACUUGAAGGUGUUGCGGGAAGUAAAGGAGGAGUGCGGGGACACGGCCCUGUCCUCUGAUGAAGAGGCCACGUUGGAUUUACAAGAAAAAUUUUCUUUUGAAGAUCUCAGCUCGUGGCUUCCGAGCUCUCCAGCACGCUCUCCUAGCCCCGCGGUGCCCCUGAGGGUGGUGCCCACACUCUGCACCACGGACAUGAAAACCGCAGAUAAGCUAGAGCUGGGGGAGAGUGACCUGAAGGUCAUGCUGAGGAAGCACCACGAGAAACGGAAAUACCAGCCGGAUCACCCGGAUCUUUUGACGGGGGACCUGACUCUCAGUGACAUCAUGAUGCGAGUCAAUGCUGGCAGGAAGGGCUCUCUGGCAGCCCUGUAUGACUUGGCUGUCCUUAAAAAAAAGGUUAAGGAAAAAGAAGAAAGGAAGAAGAAAAAAAUAAAAAUGAUCAAAUCAGAGACAGAGGAUCUGGUUGAACCCCUGAGCAGCGCUGAAGGGCUUCCACCCCUCUCCCAGGCUCCAUCCCCACUGGCCAUACCUGUUAUCAAAGAGGAGCCUCUUGAAGACCUCAAGCCUUGCCUUGGAAUCAAUGAGAUAUCUUCCAGCUUCUUCUCUCUUCUGUUGGAGAUCUUGCUGCUGGAGGGGCAGACCAGUCUCCCUAUGUUGGAGGAGCGAGUUUUGGACUGGCAGUCCUCUCCGGCCAGCUCCCUUAAUAGCUGGUUCUCUGCGGCCCCCAACUGGGCAGAGUUGGUGUUACCAGCCCUGCAGUGUCUUGCUGGAGAAAGCCGCGCUAUGCCUUCCGGUUUCUCUCCCUUUGUUGAGUUCAAAGAGAAGACUCAGCAGUGGAAGUUGCUUGGCCAGUCCCAAGAUAAUGAAAAGGAGUUAGCUGCCCUCUUCCAGCUGUGGCUAGAAACCAAAGACCAGGCCUUCUGUAAGCAAGAAAAUGAAGACAGCUCAGAUGCCACGAUGCCUGUUCCUCGGGUAAGAACUGACUAUGUGGUGCGGCCCAGCACAGGAGAGGAGAAGCGAGCUUUUCAGGAGCAGGAGCGUUACAGGUACAGCCAGCCCCACAAGGCCUUCACCUUCCGCAUGCACGGCUUCGAGUCUGUGGUGGGGCCUGUGAAGGGCGUGUUCGACAAGGAGACCUCGCUCAACAAGGCGCGAGAACACUCCCUGCUGCGGUCCGACCGGCCCGCCUACGUCACCAUCCUGUCCCUGGUCCGCGACGCCGCGGCCCGGCUGCCCAAUGGCGAGGGCACACGGGCAGAGAUCUGCGAGCUGCUCAAGGACUCCCAAUUCCUGGCGCCGGACGUCACUAGCACUCAGGUGAACACGGUAGUGAGCGGAGCCCUGGACCGGCUGCACUAUGAGAAAGACCCGUGCGUGAAGUACGACAUUGGGCGGAAGCUGUGGAUCUACCUGCAUCGCGACCGGAGCGAGGAGGAGUUCGAGCGGAUCCACCAGGCCCAAGCAGCUGCAGCUAAAGCCAGAAAAGCCCUUCAGCAAAAGCCCAAGCCCCCGUCCAAGGUGAAGUCCAGCAGCAAGGAGAGUUCGGUGAAGGUCCUCGGCGGUGGCCCUUCCGAGCAGAGCCAGAUGAGCCUCAGUGACUCCAGCAUGCCGCCCACCCCGGUCACGCCUGUGACCCCCACCACCCCCGCUUUGCCCGCCACCCCUAUCUCCCCUCCGCCUGUGUCCUCAGUGAACAAAAGCGGCCCGACUGCUGUCUCAGAGCCAGCCAAAUCUAGUUCAGGGGUUCUUCUCGUAUCUUCCCCGACGAUGCCACAGCUGGGGACCAUGCUUUCCCCAGCUUCCAGCCAGACUCCACCAAGUUCUCAGGCAGCUGCCCGGGUUGUGAGCCACACUGGCUCGGCUGGGCUCCCCCAGGUGCGGGUGAUGGCCCAGCCCGGCCUUCCUGCUGUGAAUCAGCAGUCAGCGGGGCCAGCGCCCACCCUGCCACAGAUUCGCGUUCCAGCCACUGCCACACAGACCAAAGUCGUGCCCCAGACAGUAAUGGCCACCGUGCCGGUCAAAGCCCAGACUGCGGCGUCCACGGUGCAGCGGCCUGGACCCGGGCCGGCGGGGCUCACGGUGACGAGUCUCCCUGCAGCAGCCAACCCUGUGAGCAAGCCAGCCACCAGUUCCCCUGGGAGCUCCGCUCAGGGUGCUCCCACAGCUGCGGUCAUUCAGAACGUCACGGGACAGAACAUCAUCAAGCAGGUGGCAAUCACUGGGCAGCUUGGCGUGAAGCCCCAGGCGGGCAGCAGCGUGCCACUCACAGCCGCUAACUUCCGUAUCCAGGGUAAGGACGUGCUGCGCCUGCCGCCCUCAUCCAUCACCACGGAUGCCAAAGGCCAGACGGUUCUGCGAAUCACUCCAGACAUGAUGGCCACGUUGGCCAAGUCCCAGGUCACCACAGUUAAACUGACCCAGGACCUCUUUGGGACAGGAAGUGGCACUGCGGGCAAAGGCAUCUCCGCUACCUUACACGUCACUUCCAAUCCCGUCCACGCGGCUGACAGCCCUGCCAAGGCCAGUCCGGCCAGCGUCCCUUCAUCCACCCCAACAGGGACCACCGUGGUCAAGGUGACUCCUGACCUCAAGCCAACAGAAGCCUCAGGUUCAGCUUUCCGCUUAAUGCCAGCGCUUGGUGUGAGCGUGGCUGACCAGAAGGGGAAAACUACAGUGGCCUCUUCCGAAGCCAAGCCGGCAGCCACCAUCCGCAUCGUGCAGGGCCUGGGAGUGAUGCCUCCCAAAGCGGGCCAGACCAUCACGGUUGCGGCCCAUGCCAAGCAGGGGUCGUCAGUGGCCAGUGGGUCCGGCACUGUUCAUACCUCUGCAGUGUCCUUGCCCAGCGUGAAUGCUGCCACGUCCAAGACUGUGGCCGUGGCUUCUGGCUCAGCCAGCUCCCCCAUCAGCAUUGGGACCGGAGCCCCUGCUGUGCGGCAGGUCCCUGUCAGCACCACCGUGGUCUCCACGUCGCAGGCUGGGAAGCUCCCAGCGCGGAUCACGGUUCCACUCUCUGUCAUCAGCCAGCCUGUGAAGGGCAAGAGUGUGGUCACAGCUCCCAUCAUCAAAGGCAACCUUGGAGCCAACCUCAGCGGGCUGGGCCGCAACAUCAUCCUCACCACGAUGCCGGCGGGGACGAAGCUCAUCGCCGGCAACAAGCCCGUGAGCUUCCUCACUGCGCAGCAGCUGCAGCAGCUCCAGCAGCAAGGGCAGGCCACGCAGGUGCGCAUCCAGACGGUCCCUGCGUCCCACCUCCAGCCAGGAACGGCUUCUGGUUCCUCCAAAGCAGUCUCCACCGUCGUCGUGACCACAGCUCCGUCUCCGAAACAGGCACCUGAUCAGCAGUGAUUCUGAGCGAGGAAGGCGGCCACCGUGGACGCCACGCCCGGUCGGCCUCUCGGGCCGGGAGGCGGGAGCGGGCGGCCGCAGUGUCCCCUGAGCGUGUCCGUCUGAGGCAGGCCCGCGGUGGGGCGGGGCGGCGCGAGGGUUGCCGGGGUCCCGCGCGGUCUGUUCUGUCUGGCCCAGGAGGGGCUUCUCCGUGGGGCUGCGUGAGCUCGUGGUGGUCACAAAGCCGGGCACUCUGCUGGGAGCUCGGCGCCAAGGCAGGCGGAAGGGCGCGAGGAGUGUGGGCGGCGGAUGAGUCCCGCCCUGUGCUGGGCUUGUGCCUCUCAGCGUCUGCUCUUCCCUGUGACUGGUGUCUGGGUAGGAGUUUUGUGUCUGGAUGUUUUCAUGUAACUUAUUUUUUACAGACCCUGUUGUACAUGUUUAUUGAGUAGAAACUUGGGCUUCAGCUUGGCACCCCGACCCCACCCCAACCGAUUACUUACUCUUUUGACCAGAAUGAGAGAAGAUCAAGGUGCUUAGUAAGUUGGUGGCUGACUUGAUGACUCACGGUAACUGGGGGCAGGAAGAGGGGAAAGGAACGAAGGACGUGGACGGCGUGUGUCCCUGAAGCGCAAUGAGUUGGCGCGAUCUUACAGGCAAGGUGUCAGGAUCUUGAUGGUGGUCGGGACCUGCGCCUGCUGGCUCUGCCCUCGUCAGGCCCGCUCACGCGCAGGUCCAGGGCCAGUGGACAGAGUGGGCGGAAGCCCGCAGGGACUGCUCACAGGGAGGCUGCAGCACAAGCUUCGCUGCGGUUUGGAGACAAUACGUUUUGCUUUGUUCCAGAGCUAAAGUCAACAAACCGUUCCCCUGGGGCUGGCUACCUGCUUUUUUUGUAAAUAAAGUUUUAUUGGAACACAGCCCAUGCCCAUUCAUUUAUGAGUAUCUAUGGCUGCUUUCGGUUAGAGGGCAGACCUGAGUAGUUGUCAUAGAGACUGUGGCCUCAAGCCUGAAAUUUUUCUUCUGUGACUGUUAAGUGACACUCUGCUCCAGAGUGGAGGCGGCAGGAGAGGAGUGGUGUGGCCACGAGGUAGACCUGGCCACGCAGGAGGCAGGUGUGGGGGUACAGUUACGUGAUCCCGGCUCCUCCACACUUCUCAGGCUCCAUCAAGCUAUAGGCAGAGCUCAGAACGGUAUUUUAAAAUGUAAUUAAAAGCACUGAUUGUCAGUAAUAAUCAACACCUCUUUUGUGUUGGAGCAGGUGUUGGAUGGUAAAGCUUUUCUGCAGUGACACGGCUUUCCUGCUCUCCUGAAAGUGUCCAGAUUAAAAACGUGUUUCUAAGCCAUGGAAACUUAGCGAUGACCUUUAAUGGGGUCUGGCUGAAAAAGUGGAGCUAGAGGGUGAAGAAUUAGAAUGGCCUUGUUUAGAGGAGGGGAAUCCUGGGUGGAAGGUGAGCGAUUAGGCAAGUUGCAGACGUGCGGACAAGGUUAGAGUGGCCUGUUGGAUACGCAGUGGUCUUACUGAAGUUUGAUUCUUACAGCAGUUCUGUGAAAUGGACAUUAUCCUCCCUGUUUUAACUGGGAAGGUGCGGGUCUGAGCUGAAGUUAAAGGGAACCAAGGUGUAAGUGCAGUCUUCUGGUUGUAAGUCAGGUGACCUGCUGCUACCUUCCAGUGGGAAGGAUGGCUGUGGUGCGUCCUGGUGACAUGGGACUGUCCAGAGCUGGGGGUGGUGAGGCUGGCUUACAGAGAGCAGAGGUGAAUUGGCUGAGGUCGGAUGGAGCUUUUGAUGGGUAGUCGAGGUGGGUAAGAUUGGUGGUGGGGAGAGGAGGAGAGUGCAGGGAUGGAAGGAGGCUUGUCUUCCGCCUGAGGAGAGGGGCGGUGUCUGUGUUUUAUGAUAACUGGGGUGUUUGCAUGGCGUUAUUUCCUAGAGCCACAGUUCACGUGACAGUUCUGUGUGACGGUUUCCAAAUGAGAAAAAGGUAGAAAUUUGAGGGAUCCUGUCUCUGGUAUUUACUGCUGGUUAAAACAAACCCCUUCUGAAUUUACUUAACAAAUGAUUGCAUAAUUUGUUCAGCCUCAACCCUACCCCACACGUUUAUUUGCUAAAGUCACCUGAUUACCUGUCUCCUUGGUGCCCGCAGACAUUUAUUUACAUCCUAGCAGACAGGUAUGUUUCAGGACGCCAGUGUAGGAUUGACGCCCAGGUAAGUGUGAUCUGGUACUUCGUGCCCAGCCUGCCAUUGGGUACCAUGCAACAGGGCCCCCCCCGUUGGAGCUGCUCAAAUGAUGUCACCGGCAUUUGCAUCAGUCAUGGUGCCUUGGACGCAGACCUCAGGGUGCUUGUAGAGAUGUGGUAGCUAUCAUGGGUGUUUUGAGGGAACAAGUCCAGAAGAACUUGGCUGAGAGGCUCGCAGGCUGGUAAGAUUGCACAGACCGUGCUUCUGACGCUAGGUUUGGUGAGUGGCAUUAUGAUGUGUUUGUGCUUUACUGCUGCAGCUGAGAAUGUUUAUAUGGGCUGAUCACUUCCAUGAAGGUGUCUCAGACCCUGGCAUGGGAGGAGCAGCAAAACAGAUUUUAAUCCUUUGUAUCUGAUCUUCACACCUCAGUGCCCCACUCUGGAGAGCAUGCUACAUUUCCUUAAAGUUUCCCCCACCCCCACUUUUCAAGUUUAAAAUGGAGACCUUGCUGUGAGAGUGAAACUGGGAAUAGCUUCCUUCUUCCCACCUCUGGUCUUAAGGAAAGAGCAUGUUUUAUACCAGGUGCCAACAAUAGAUUCUCCAGAACUUGCUGAGUGAAGGCUUGGGUCCCACUCAGCAGGCAAAGCAAAGUGGGUCCUGAAAGGGGACCCCCAGGCUCUCCUCAUAAUUCAGUCAGUGUUUUAACCCCUGAGAUGUGCCUUCAGCUCUGGGGUGGUGGCGGUCCGUGGGAGGUUGCCUUUCUUGCAAGUACAGCAUUUCUUCUUCCCAAGAGCAUGAGUGUUUCGCACAGAUGGUCUGUGCCGCACUGGGUUGGGUGGCGGAGGGAGUGGCGAGAGGAGCUGGCUUUGAGUCCUCCCAAGGACUGGCUUGAGGGCUGAGCCGGUUCUCCGAAGUGCCUGGCGUACCUGCAGUGCAGGUGGUCGUGAGAAUCACACGAGCUUCAGCGCGUUUCGGAGUCUGAGAGGUGCUGUGCGGGUGAGCGGCACUGCCGGUCCAGAUGCCCUCUCCGCUGUGUCCCGACCCACCCCUGCCGGUUUCCAGGACUUGAACUCUCCGGGUUCCUUUGUGCUCUUGUUGUCUCCGUGCGUGCGGGCUUCUGGGCCUGGGGUGUGCUUUUCCUGUAGGGCAGACUCCCCGUUUCUCCCUGCUCAUCUCCCACGGCCGUUGUCCUUACGCCUGAGGGCACCAGUCACCCUGCCCGAGGCUGCUUGUACCUCUCCCUUUAGACCGAAUCCUUGCUGGACACGUAUUUCGUUAAUCCGUACGACCAUUUCAGUACUGGUACAAAGCAGAUGUUUAAUAAAUAUUUGUUGAAAGAAGUUUAAAAAAGAAAGAACAGAUCCAGAACCAAGAUUCGAGUAUCAAGACUUUGUAUUACUCAUUCAAGAUUCACGUCCUUCACAGGGUUCUUAUCCUUUGCUUUCAGCUAAAUUCAGGGCGUUCCAUAACGUGACGCUUUUCUCUCUACCUCAUUACAGGGAUUUCCUCUUAGGAAAUCCUAUUAGGGUACUUCUGAGGAGUCAGACCAUCUGAGUUCCAGCUCUCAGCUGGGCCACUAACUAGCUUCCUGAUUAAAAAAAAUCACCUUUGGCCCAAGUUUGUUAUUUAUUGGCAGUGAGUGGUACUGCACGACUGGAAUGUUACGAUUAUUUUGAAGAUGUUUAACAAGUAAUAUUUAAAACACCAAAGCGUAUGAAUUAUUUUACUUCAAAAAAUACAUACUGGAAUUAAAUGUCUAAAAUAAACUCUGUCAGUCAUUUACUUUCUGAAAGUACUUGAUUUCUGGAGAGGAAAAGGGCUAAAUUAUUAAAAGCAGUAAGUUCUGCUGGAUUCAUACCCUGAAAUCAUCCAGAAGGUCACUUCCUGUUCAGAAACUUUCAGGGUCCGAUUUCUCUUCACACUGAGAUGCAGUUAAAGGCUUGCUUCAGUUUUCUUUACAAAGGAUACCACACCAACCAGAUUUUAGUCGGUUAGAUGAGGAGGUGCAAAUAUACAGACCCAGAGAGGACCACAGUGAGGACUGAAGUGGAGGAGGUGAGCCACACGGUUGACCGCCAGCUGAGGGCGUGCAGGGGACACAUCCAUCCUCCACUGGCCGAUGGGUGACCGGCCACCUCUAGUCCUCAUCCGAGCCACCCAGGAGGGCUGUCUGGUAGGUGUGAUCUGACUUCAGCUUCUGAAUCCCAAUGAUUUCUCUUUCUCCGUGUCUCUUGACUCGUGUCAGAAAGCUGUAACAGAAACAGUGAGAGCAACUGAGGGUAGCCCCCAGGUCCCCACAUUCCCUCGGCUGAGGAUGCGGGGGCCUCUGCUGGUGCUUAAAGCAUUCUCUCUCUCUGUUUAUCAAAUACUGUGAUUACUUGUCCUGACUUCCCAGACAGUAUUCUUUGGUGGAUAAAAGAACUCAUGAUCGGUAUUAUUUAAUGGUUAGUGUCGUAACUGAGAUUAAGCUCAGGUCUCUUGUCCGCGGUUUGUUUCACAGACCAGGCAGUGGACCAAAAGGAAACCAUGAGCUCGCUUCCCUUCUGUUUGGUCCCCGUGGAACUCCUUCUGGGUGAAGUGUCUGCCUUGAGUAGGGAAGUCAGGGACUAGGAGGGAGCAGGGGGCGGCUCUGAUGACACAGAGCUCAGCGAACCAGGGCUGAGAGCCUGGAACGCGGUUGCAGUCUCGAGCUCUGCGUUUGCUCCCUGGGCCACCCUGAUCCCAUGCUUCAGUCUUUCCAAGCCUUGUUUUCCCCAUCUCUACACAUCACGUGCACGCUUCAUCAGGUGAGCGUCACGUGGGGUAAUUUAAUACGCAUCACGUGCUGACCGCAUCGCGGGGACACGGUCGGUGCCUGGGAAUCACUGUUUGCUCUGGUAAGCCCUGGGAACGCUCGGAGAGUGCUUGCUGCCCCGGCGUUUAUCUGCUGACCGCAUGUCUGUGAGAAGUCAGGCAAACCAAGAAAUGGUGGGAUGGGCUCGGAAUGAACCAGGGACAGCAGGCACUGCGAUCCAGGACCAAUGCCUAUUCAGAGUUUCUCCCAUCACACCGCUGUGACCAGACAGGCCCUUUAACUUCUCAAGCCCUGGCACCCUUGUUUGCAGGCGUAGAGUACCUUGCACAGGACUUGGCGCUCACUGAGAGGUGGAAGUUAGCACUGCUUGGUUGUGAAAGGCAGGUCAGUGGAGGUAACAGUGAUGCAGUGCAGUGCAUUUCAGGGCAGGGGGCUGGUUAGGAGGAUGACCUUGGACGUACCAGUGAACAAGUGAGUAGCUGAUGGCCACUGUGCAGAGGGCGGCCAGGUAGUGCCAGCUGAAGCACAUGGUGAUGAACAUGAUGUUGUUGUGGUCACUCUGGUCCCAUUCGGGUCCUCCGAAAGGCGGAAACAGCACGAACCCGAUCUGGUGGGUGAUGCAGAGCAGCCGCCUUGUCAUCCGUGGGGGCCAAGACACCCCUGGCCCCCUGUGGCUGCCCGAGUUGUCAGCAGCUCCCCACCACCUCACCCCCAUACCCUGUUAGUAUCAGAAGGCCUCUUUGCACAGGAAAUGUUUCUAAGUUAAUCCCGAGUUUAGUGUAGCCUUACUUAAAACAGUAUCAGAGCCCUUGUCUAUUGUGAAGUUUAGCAAGUGGAGCCUGUAAGUGGCGUCAGUCCCUCCCCUGGGGAGAGCAGACGGGGCGGUCCCCUGCCUGCUGGCGGCGCGUGCUCCGGAGGCACAGCGCCAGCAGCAGGAUGUUAAUGGGAGAAGCCAUGCAGGUCAGGGGUGGGCACAGGCAGGGCAGCGGCUUCUGACCCCUCCGCAUGGCACCUAGUGCUGCGUCUCCUGGACACGCUCGGUGAGGCUGUUUCAUCCAUGUACAGGGUGAGAGGCAUGGUUGGGGGUAAUUACCUGCCAGAACCAGGUGCCCUGAAGGAUAGCGAGGCUGGUUCGGAAGAGUUCCAGCACAAUGUUGUCCCGAAGGAUCACUUCCAAGGCGAUGCUGAGAGCCCCUCCAAAUACUGCGUACAGCAGGAGGGAGUGGAUGUGCUGGUCCAGCGGCGGCCGGUUGUGGACGUGGUAGUAGAAGAGAAAGCCUGCAGCGCAAGGACGGCCGUCAGCCCCCAUUUCCACCCAGAGGACUCAUCCCUGCUUUAGCCUCGUUAGGACACGUCUGUCUCCAAGUUAGAUUUUCCACCCCUAAGGAAUCACUUUAUGUAACGCUGGAGCAGCAGACUGAUGCAGUUAAAUCAUUGCAUGAGCGUGUGCCUCGUGUGAGAGCAGGUGUGAGCAGCGAAGGAUGCGUCUUAUAUCUCUUUACAGAAUCCGUGGCAGGUUCUGUGGGAUGGGCUGGUGAGACACGUUGCUGAUGUGUGACAGUUUUCGUGUGUGUGUACUUUCAGUUUAGUCUUAUCCUCAUUUCAACCUUUUUUCACCGCUUCCUGAGGUACAGAUGUAAAUAAGGUGGUUGGAGUACAGAAUGCUCCUUUUAACCUAGCUAACAUGAGUUACACUGGGAGGUCUGUCCUAGCUGCCGGGCGGGCUUCCUGGGACAUGUGACGGAGUCCAGACAGUCAUACCCAGGGUGUGGUGGGGGCAGUCUCUCCCUUAACCAGGUGGGCACCCCCAGUCUCCUGUGAGGGGCGAGGCGUUUGUGCGCUGUCAGCCGGAGCUCGGGCUAAAAGCCUCGUGCUUUCAUGUGCUGCUUUAGGGGAUGUGUCGUCUGAACCAUCCACAGCAUAGGACCGGGUCCUGUGCAGGUUUCUGAUGCUCAAGGAUUGGGGUUUUCUGGGGAAGGUUAUUAAAUUAGUGGUAUUUCUGGUGGUUUGUCCUCCGAUCCCUCUCAGCACAGCUUGGCAGUCUCCGUUUCCAUUUCUCCAUCCAGACCACCCAGUUACCUUCAUUGAACACCGCCACAGCCAUGACCAGCCUGUCCAGCCCCACGGGGGUGUGGGCGCUGAGGUAGGUGAGCAUGUCCGCGACUCCCGAGGCAGCGAAGAACAGGUACAUGGUGCUGUGCUGCCAGUUCAUCAGCUUCACCCAGUGGCUCUCCUGGGACAGGUGGAGGUGGGGCCCGUCUGGAACAAACUGCUCUGCCAGGACCCCUGCAGGGAGACGGGGGUGCAGGUUGGGGGAAGAGCAGCUCCAGGACAAGCAGCCAAGUACCCCAAGUCAUGCGUGGGGGGCUGCGGUUCCGGGGACCUGCUUUGCUGCCUCAGAUGCAGCCAUUUCGGUGUAAAAUAAGUGUUUGCUGGGGAACCCGUAGGGCCGUGUUGUCUUUGUUGUGGUUCCUUUAGGGGAGAAGCGGGGGUAGGAGCAGCGAUAGAAACGCAGCCACUUGGGUCCCCGGGAUGUUUGUCCAGCAGCUGAGAUGACGGAAGGACACUGUCACUUAAGUGAGAGUUUGGGUGAUACGUCCACCUGUGGGUUCCCCCGCCAAGUGAGCCCUGAAAGAUCUGGAAGGAAGCAACUCGGUUUAAAAUGAAAGGACCCCAGUGAGACACACUGGUGGUGGACAGACCCUUGCUCCCAGGUGUGUUCGCUUCCUACGAGCUUGGAGGUGGGGGUCCUUCCCACUGCGCCGGGUCUCCCAGACGCCGGGAGAACAGGGCUGUUACCCUGGUGUUUCUGGCCUCACUGAAGCUCAGGACACAGGCGCAGCAGAGCCACGGGGCCUUGCUCACUUCUUACUCCUUCUACCUUCAUCACCUCUUUUGGAAGCAGGAGACUGGCCUUUCAUCAGGUGCCUAAAGUGUUCUUGGAGCCUAGAAUAAAUUCUCUGUGAUGACACUCUGGACCCUAUUUCCCAAACCGGUCUCUUCCUGAAUUCACGUGUCAAGGCUGUACGUGUUGGUGGAGAUGUCCCAGUGACAGGCAAGCAGGAGCCGUCCGAGAGCGGGGACUGCCUGGCUCCCCGGCUGCAUCCCCGACACUGAGACGGCGAGCUCCAGGCACGCAGUAGGAGCCCAGGAGAUAAUUGUUGGAUGAGUAGUAUUUCCACCCGGCAGAGAGGUCUAAUACUAUUUUCCUAGCUUUAUUGAGGCCAGCCCAGUGCUGUCCUUACCAUGUAAGUCACUUGGGCCCUAUCACGUCUCAGCUUCAGAGAGAGAACCGGGUGCCCGGUGAAUGGGAAGGUGCAGUGGACUCUGCUCACUCCAAGAGGAGCCACUGCCCUUGCUUUAGUUCCUCAGUGGGACUGUGGGCCACAGGGGACAGGUGGCCAGAUGCCACCGCAGGCUGAGAUCCCUCACUGCCCGCGUGAUGGGCUGCUGGCACUGCUUGUUCCCUGAGGGCCACCAGUGGGGUGGAGAGGCCGACUGGUGACAGUGGAAGGGGGUGGGCUUUGUUGGAAUGGGGCUCAGCGAAGGAGAAACCCUUGGACUGACCCUCUGCUCAGUGGCCUUUUUCACCCUCACACCGCCUCUUGCCAGCCUCCAGCAUGAAUUCCCCAUCUCUGAGUGCCUGCGUGUGGGUGUGGGGGACGUGCUGUGAGGGGGUGUUAACUACGACUGCAAUUCUGGUGGAGGGACAACUGGGGGGAGAAAGGUGUUUUUCCUAAAACUAAGCUCCAUUUAGUACUUACAAUUCGUGCAUGAGUUUAAGCUGAUUUGUUCUCUUUUUUUUUUCUAUUUUUGUUUUAUCUUUUUCAUAAAGUAUGUCUUCUGUUUAUACAACUUAUGUCAUGUUCCUACAAAUUAUACCUACAUCCUUCUGUGGUAAAGGAUGCAGUUUAUUUGGUAGUUUCUCACAGUGUACUGUGAUGUCGGGUGCUAGUAACUGUCAUUGGUACACAGCUCGGUACACAGUAGAUGCUGUGAUAAAAUACUUAGUACUUAACUGAACAUCCAUGUUCUAUUAUUCCUGCCAGUGGGGACAUCCAUUUCACAGGGUCCAGAAAAUGAAUUACAGGCUCUGGGUAUGACAGGGAGAUGCCCUGGGCCAGAUCAACCAUCCUUACCAAUGACCGAAAAUAAAGUUCUGAUUGCAGCUUCAGUGAUCUCCAGACGCUGAUAGUAAUGAGUCAGUUGGCUGCUUUUCCCCUUUCGGUGAAAGUACUUCAGCGGGUACUUCACUGACCACCACAGUCCAACUAUCAAGAAGAAGCUCCCCGGGAGAGCGUGGCCCUUGAAGUUUGCCAUCACGGUCCAAGGACACCUAAACAAUAAGGAGACAAUUGUUAGGUGGCUGAAUGGAGGAAAAAACAUGUGGAUAUUUCGGCAGGAAACACAAUACAUGACUGACAAUUCCAAGUUGUAAGUCGUAUUAAGAAGGAGUUCCUCAUUCUCAUUGAAUAAGCCUGUGUUACGUCUUUGGAAUCUUGUCUGCUAAGUGAGUUACAAGCCCAAGAACCACUGGCCCCGAAGCCUUAAAAUCGUGGGUAAAAUAGAUGAGAAAAGGAGGAUGGGUGAAUAUUUCAUGAUCUUAGGGUGGAAAGCCUUCCUAAACGUAAGGAGGGAACUAGAAAGGAAAAACCGUCACCUGUAUGAGCAUUUUACAUAUCAAACACGUCAGAAGGCGAACAGUUUGGGGAAAACGUUUGCAGUAGCUGUGAUGAGCGGAUAGUCCAUUGAAGAGCCUUUACAAAUGAGUAAGAAAAUGACCACAGAAGAAUGGGCGAAGCAUGAGCCGUGCAAUUCACAAAAUAACAAACUGAUGAUAAACUUCACUUUAAAGAUACGCAAAUGAAAGCACUACUGUAUUUCAUCUAAUCUGAAGAAUUAAGAGUUUUGGUGCCGCCCUCUAAGUGUAAAUGAACACGGUCAUUCAAACUUGGUAAAAUGAGAGCCUGCCGUUCAGCCCGAGGUGCGUGCGGAGAGGGGAGCCUCAGCCCUUCCGUGACUCACUCCUCUGGUUUUCCCUGUUAAAUUCCCAGUUGGUCUGCUGCUCACCCAGCUGGUCCUGUGACCUCAGGCUCACAAACAGGGCGUGUCCUUGCUCAGUCCUGAGUGCUCGGUCCAUGCUAGUCCGGAAAGCCAAGGAUUUCCAACUCCCCAUCACCGCCCUGAACUGUGUCUGUUUCCUGGGAGCAGAGCAAGUGCCACCUUACAUAAAAGUCAUUGACUGAGUGAGGGGGACCCUGUUAGGGUGCUGCUGAAAAGGUCGUGGUUUCCCACCAUUCUUACCUGAAGUUCUGAUAGUUUCUCAAGAAUAAAUGCUUCUGUUGAGGAUUUAGUGGAACUACUCUGUAAUAUCACUGCCUUGGUCCCCUUUUAUGUGGCAGGUGACCUGCAGGGCUUUGAACUGACACUCCCUCCUGUGAGCGUGCCCUGGACACGGCUGCAGAGUCCCAGGCUUGAAUACCCGGUCCUGCCUGUUUCUCUGCUGGCACCCUGCCUUGACCUCCCCGCGUGGCCCUCGAGGCAUGCUCUGUACUUCUCCAGGACCUGUAAGUAGUGAACUCAGUUUCAGCUCUCUUGUGGGCUUUGGUUGAACUGAGGCUCACCAUCCAGCACCCAGCAUUCCAAGAUACUAUUUUAUAAGUGUUAGUUUAACAGUCACCACAGCUUCCCAACUUGUUGACCUUUGGUCAGUUUCCAGUUUCCUGAAGUGGUUGGUUUGGAUAAUGUUGCCUGGUUUUACACUUAUUUAGGAGGCGGGGUAUGUAUGUGCUUUGUUUCUUUACAGAAGGAACUGCAUCUCUUCAUGCUGUCAUAACUGGAAGAACCUCUUCUCUCUCUUUUUUUUUUUAACCCUCUACUGAUCAACGUUUAACGAAUCUCCAGUUUCGUUUAAUGUUUAACACAGGUCCCUUUCUAAAGAUCAAGCCUGUUACACGCCUUUGUUUUCCUGGCCAGAAGUGCGGGAAAACCAGCUCUGCAAACCCUCCCUGCCCCUCCCCAUUUUUCUGAGAGGCAGAACCCAAACAGAGGCAGAGUCCCUUGUCUGCUUCUGUGGCGUCCACACCAUUUGUCAAGCCUCACCCUUCCCUUUCACCUGGUUUAAAGUUCACACCAGUGGAUACCAGGGCCUGCAGUACAUUUGGAGAAGCUACUACUGCAAGGUUGAGUACCUUGAUUUGAUGGAGGAGAGGAGCAAGGAGGUAGAUCUCUUCCAUUAACAAAUUAAUAGAUUAGCUUAUUAGGUUAGCUACAUUAUAGAGCAUGUAAAGAGGAUGAGUCCAGUUUUAAUGAGAAGGAAGGCAGUAACUUAAACAGGAUGAUAAAAAUUUAGACCUUUAAUAAUUUGGAUAGCGCCAUUCAAAUAGAAAGGAAAAAGCAAAUGUUUAAGGGAUGAGCUCCCUUGAAUACACAGAAAGGUGUAGCCUUUAUGCUAUAAAAUAUUUCAAUCUAAGGAAAACCCACAGGUAGGAAAACAUUAGAAAGUGCUUCCACAAAGACAAAUUCCCUCAUUAUUAAUACUUUUACUCUUUUGAUAUCACAUGAGAUAGGAUGGGAGUGUGAAGGGAUGGUUAAUCGUUUUGAGAGGUAGUAACUUUGAGUUAAAGCUAGAAACCAGGAAGGCUAGAGGUCUGGGCUACUUUUCAUUUCAUAUCUAGAAAGAUCACUGGGAAAGGAACGUCGUUUGAGUAAGGUUUCGCCUGCUUUCCUUUUACUCCUGGUUUUAAGCCAUUUCCCCCAAUCUACAUUCCCUCUUUUUCAUUUAAGGUAUUCAAGGUGGAAGACAGGUGUCAAGAAGAGAAGAAGGCCGAGUGGGGAGCGAGGGAAGGACGUACCUGGGAGCGGUGGGGAGAAGUGCAGAGGAGAGGAGAAGCGCAGUUAAUGCCAUUUGCCGGUGGUUUCAAAUAAAACUUGCCCUGAUGGCUUUUCUCAGUAAA
This is a messenger RNA of Camelus dromedarius (Arabian camel), 15914 nucleotides long. RefSeq names its product nuclear factor related to kappaB binding protein (gene NFRKB). The coding region runs from base 96 to 4013 and encodes 1305 amino acids. The record is from RefSeq and is a predicted model, not a curated record. The transcript has 27 exons. Gene Ontology annotation, molecular function: protease binding. NCBI's taxonomy places the organism in Eukaryota, Metazoa, Chordata, Mammalia, Artiodactyla, Camelidae. Gene Ontology annotation, cellular component: Ino80 complex.